Messenger RNA from Porites evermanni, 12548 nucleotides. The record is from the annotation of a GenBank genome assembly. Lineage: Eukaryota; Metazoa; Cnidaria; Anthozoa; Scleractinia; Poritidae.
AUGGCCGAUCACUUGCUUGUUUGUAGAUGUUUUCUAGUUGUUUUUGUAUUUUACUGUUCUUUAAGACUCUCCUAUGGUGUAUUAUAUUCAUCCGCCGACCAUAUAGUGCUUUUAGAAAACGAUACAAUCUCCAGUGUAAUUCAUAAUAGUCAGUCGGCUUGGAUCGUCGAGUUUUACUCUAGUUUUUGCGGACAUUGUCAUGCCUUUGCUCCGACAUGGAAAACGCUAGCAAGGAUGGCGAAAGGUAAGGAAAGUUAAGUAAGAUAUCUUCUAAAUACAGGGGUAUUUUGAAAAGAAGGGAUAGGAAAGAGAGGAAACGUCGUCAGGAAAAACGAAAGGGGACUACAUCUGCUCGAUGGCCGGUUCUUUGUUUAAAUGUAACAUAUAUUUUUAAUGAAGUACAAUGUAGCAUAGCUACAAAGUGGCCAGUGCUUUAUAUCUUAUUUAUCUAGAAUUUUUCAUUUCUUUGUUAAGCCAGGAAAAUUAAAUUUUUGUCGUGGUGGGUUGAAACGAUCUAUAUUUAGUCUUGUAACGUCAGAUAGGUCGUGUUCCUUUUUCGUUUUUACCACAUCAAUUAAUCAUAACAUGAGAGACGAAGAGAGCAAUAUGAAGCGGAACAAUUAAAAUGUCAUCAAGAUUCGUGUGUCUUGACAUGCUUUGCUUAGCUGUGUCAUGGAGAUUUCAACUCUGAACCCAUGGUUCAAUAUUGUUAAGCAAUGGCUGACGUGUAAGUCUCACAACCAAGAUGUAAACAAAAAAUUGCCGAGCGUGAAAUCGAGUGGAAACACCUGGCAUUUGUAACGAUCACAUUUCUUCCGCAUCUAAUUUAAGCUUAAUCUUGGGUUGUCGUUUUCUUUUGUUGAUUAUCUAGCCAUUCUUUUUUUUUCUUUUUUUCUUUGAUUCUGAUAAUCAACUCAGCUAAGCUACAUAGAAUUAAAGCAGAAUAUGUUGAUAAUUAAUAACACAGCACGGUAGUCCUCUUUUAAUGUUUAGAUAAAAAGAUUAGGCAUUCCAAAUGCGUCAAUAAUGUGGUUAUAAGAAAUUUUGUAGUGCAAUAUCCUAAACACAAAAUGUCAUUUUAAGGUAAAUUGUGUUAGAACUGACUUUCAAGAAUAUCUUUUGACCAUGAAUUGAAUUGAAUAUCUUUUGACCAUGAAACCACUAGAAUGCACCACAAGCCACAAGCCACAAGAUCAUGAAAGAGGAGUGGGAAGGGGGAAUUUUUAAUCAGCUUGUUCUCUUCUUUCCCUCUCCUCAUGGUGCCUAAUAUUUUAAUUUUUGGGGGAGAGAGGUGGGGUGAAUAUUGCUGUCAGGUUUUUUAUUUCCCUGCAGGUUCAGUCUAAAAAAAAUGUCCAGGAGAUCAAUGAUCUAUCCUCCUGGCUUCCAUUUGUUUUUCACUGGGUCUUCUUUUCUCCUCUUUCUUAGCUUCAUUUCAUCCUGUCUCACCUUACAUGCCUACAUGUACCAUGAAUUUGUUUUGUCUUUUUCCAUUUGCAACUUGUUUAAUACACCUUUACUGCUGCAAAAAUGAUUCUGAGUUUAAGUGUUAUGUCUGAAUUGUAGCAUCUGGUUAUCCACAAGAAAGAUCAGGGCAACUUGAAUAAGCCCACAAGCUGUGAGGUGUUACUUUUGAAUGGUGUAACUUGAGAUACACAUCUAACAGCCAUUGAGAAGUUGAAGUUUUGGCUUCAGUGUUGUACCUGAAUGAAUUUAAAAAGUUAUAUAGUCUAAUAAAAAUGUGAAAAACUGUGGGCGGGACUGUAAGGAGUUAGAAUUAUAAAUAUAUAUAAAAAUAUUGGUAAUUGAAUGACAAGAAUGGCUAAUUAGCCCAAAGGGAUUAGUUGGGGACAGUAAAUAGACUAAACGAUUUAGAAAAAAAAUGCUAAAAAUUAGUAUUUACAAUAAAAUCUACACCCUCAAUAAAAUACAUCAGAAAGUAGAUCAUUAUGAUACUGUAAUACUUAAAGUUAAAAAAUAAUAAUAAUAAGAUAAAAAUAAAUUAUUGUCUGUUCACUGCAGAGUUUACAACAGUUACUAUUAUUAGAAAUAUACUCAGAAAAGUUCAAUUUUCUAAAUUAUUUCCUAAAUCUGGAAAGUACCAUAGUACUGAAAAAAUUGUUUGUUAUAGUAGGGUCUUCGUUAUCAAAACAGGUUUUCACUUACCCAGAAGAUAAAGAUGUUGAGAAUAGUGUAGUUUGCCUUCCUAGAGCACUUCAUUGCAUGGCCGGUUGUAUGUUAUUUUUUAUUAUUAUUUUCUAUGCACUCCAAUAUUAAAAAAUAGCUCUGAUUAAAAUUCAUUUAUUUCAGACUGGAGAAAGCUCAUACAUGUUGGCGCUAUUGACUGUGCUGAAGAGCGUAAUCUCCAGACAUGUAUAAAUUAUGAAAUAGAAGGUUAUCCUACAGUAAAGGUGAGAGCAACUUGGCAACAUUUUUUUAGAAAAGUACAUUACUUUCAGAGAUGUCAUCUUUCAAGUUUAACCUCAUUAGAUCUUAAUUCAGUCAGUUGAGUUUCCCACAGUUAUUAGAGUGAUUUUACUUAACCCAUGAAAUAGGUAGUAGAAUUCCAUUGUCUUCUUUUGUUUACUAGUCUUGUAGCUAUUUUGCAUUGGUAAUGUUAUUAUCAAAAGUGCAUGGAUUUUCCAAGCUUGUCUAGCGUCUCCAGUUUAAUCUAUCAAUCACGCAUCAAUUAACUUUGGGAGUGGGAGAACAUAAUCUUGUUUCUGUAAUAAAAUUAAUAUUAGUAUUAGUGUAAAACGUGGACUGCGGACUGUGGAUUGCAGACUGCAGACUGCGGACCAUGGACUACAGACUGGGUAUAAAACACGGACUACCAGUAGGUAUAAAAUGCACUACUGACCUCGCCAACACUUUCUGCUCUUAAGCUUUUUAGCUCACCCCAACAAUGCAUAGAGUGAUCAAACCACAAAUUUGAUGGCCUGGGCUGGCUACGCCCCAUAAGCGAUGACUGCACCUAUGUAAACAUGUACAUUGCAUUUGUGGCCCCUUUCAUUGAAUAUAAGAGACUGAGGCUAGGUCUAAAAAUGGGUGUAGAAAAUAGCAUUUUGCUCAGGUUCAGAAAGACACCUGAUUGCAGGUUAAGGAUUUGGAGAACUGGGCGGUACACCUCCACCAAGAAUAUCAAGGAGUUUUCAUAACUUAAACUCACGAGUCUUGAUCCCUUUAUCUUAUUUUUCCUUACCUAGAACCAAUUAGCACAGUUUUUACCAUGUUUUAUACCCAGUCCGUAUUUUCCAGUCUGUGUUUUACACCUGGUCUGUAUUUUAUACCCAGUCCAUAGCCCACAGUCCACAGUCCGUGUUUUAUACUGAGCGAUAUUAGUAUUAGUUCAGUCACUAAAUCUCUACCAUCUAGCUCAUUAUGCUGGGAAAGCAAUUUUUACAUGGUCACUUGCCCAGGGACAAGUUUGGUCUGGAAAACGCCCAGACAUCUCUUAUGAGAGGCUUUUAAGAUUCCUUCUGCAACCCUAGAAAUAAUACUUAAAUUACUCCAAUGAUAAUUUACUUGAAGUAAUUCUAAAAAUGAGUCUUUAAUAUAUUGGCAUACUGGACGAAGAUAAAAAUGUACUUUACUGCUAAAGCAGCUAAGAGCAAAUGAGUCUCCUUCGCAGCCACUUGGGGGUGGAGUCACUCAAUACUCUCUGGACAGGGAGUGUUACAAGACUCUGGCCAUCACAGCUAUGAAGGAGACUAGAGAGACGUGGGCUCUUGUUAAAUACAUCGUGAAAAAACAUUUAUAGUUGCAUGGCUACCUCUCCUUUAAGUAAAAUACAUACAAAAAUGUGCCUACAUUUUUAUUUAAAAAUGUUUACUUUUGAAAGCUACACUCUUCAAGUAUAUUAAAAUGCCUCAAAGCAAUAACAUUGUCAAAUGAAAAAGAAAAUGACAAAAACAAAAUAAGGCUGCCUUGCACAUACAGUCGACUCCCAAAAAUUUGAACCUUCAAGGGAAAGAGAAAAUAGUUUGAGUUACCGAGAGUUCAAGUUAUCGAGGGUAAAGUUAUAUAGAAAGUGAUCUGAAGGGAAAUGUAAGUUGCUUCAAGUUAGCGGGAGGUUCGAGUUAUAGAGGGUUCGAUUUACCAGGAUUCGACUGUACAUCCCUUUGACAAUCUGCAUUUUUUUUUAGGCAAAAAUACAACUGUAAAUAAUUAUUUACAGUAUGGGCGUUUUCCUGGCUAUCAGCUGAUGAUUGAUUUUGACAAAACCUGUCCCUGGGCAAGUGGCCAUGUAAAUUUAUAUUGCUUUCCCAGCAUAAUGAGCUAAAUGGUAGAGGUCUAGUGACUGAACCAUCAUUAAUAUUUAUUAUUGUUACAUUUUUUUUUUCUUUCAAACAGUUUUUCAAUGCAUCUUCUCCAAGUUCUAAUUUAGGUGAAAAAUUUCCAGGUAUGCUGUUUUCAGAAGUCUUACAUGUACACAUGUUUCCUAUCUCUUGUUUGCUGCCAUGUAAUGUUCUAUUAUUUUAUUAUAUAAUCACCAAUGAAAUACCAAACCAUUUCACUUGAAUAAUUUUUUUUGCUACUAAAGGAUGUGAUUUAUUAUGUAGUCAUAGCAAGAGUGACCUUUCCACAGGUGAAGAUAACAUGUUACUUUUACUUGUGAAGAUAUUGUGCUUUCAUGCAUAAAAGCGCACCUUGUAUUUCAUUGGUGUUUACCGGUAUAUAAUAAAUGUUGUUAUUCAAUCAAUCAGGAGAGAAGACUUUAUUAAACCUUCUUCAUAAAAUGGUCAAGGUUGCAGAACUACAGAAAAACCUUGGCUUGGUGCGUGCAGAUGUGGAUUUUAUACCAGUAGGGUAAGAGGGUUUUUCUGGAGAGUCAAUUUUUUAAUUUAAAAAUACUUAGAGAGAAUUUUGUUACUCUUAGUUCACAAACUCAAACAAAUAUUAAAUUAUUAAUCAGUUGUUUUGAAGAUAGUCACAUGGAAUAAUUAUAAAAUAAUAUUUUAUAGUAUUAAUAUGAUGAGACCCUGUUAACAUGGCCUUGAAACAACAACAUAAGACUAGAUAGACUAGAUAAAAUGGCGACAGAUGACAUAAAAUGGGACAUGGCCUGAUCCUCAAAACGUGAAACAACAGUAUACCAUGGUUGCAAAAUUAACCAUGAUCCUGCACAUAUGGCAGAAUUAUUUCACUCCGACUCAGCAACAAAACAGUAGCUCAUAGCCUGUAGCUAAUCACUCGAAAAUGCAACUUGCCUUCUCUGUCAAGAAAAAUUGUUGAGAUUCAGAAAUUUCGCUACAAUGGUAACAUGAAGCCACACUUCUCCUCUUUAUUGAACAAGUAAAAGUUACUUUUUACCAUCUUCAUUAUUGCAUAGUUUUCCAGUACUUGAAAUUAGGAUUAAUUACCCCUUAAAUACAGGUUGUUGAACGUGGACAUUGUAAUACUAAAACCUGACAUUUCCGUUUAUCUUUUUGUUUAGGAAAGAGUUUGUCUCUAGUUUUAUAGAAGGCAGAAGUCGCAGAACAUCAGAAAAUUAUGAUGAGUUAGCACUAAUUUUCGAGGUACCAACGUCAUACAUUGGCCGUGAGGUAAGUUGAAGAUGCUUGUCUCAGGCAUAACACAUAUAGUUUACAUGUUGUGACUGCUAAAGCCCUGGCUAAACGAUCAGAAAUUCUUGUCCAACAUCAUAUUCGUCAUGCAUAGAACAUGGGUGAUUAAGUGGAAACGUUGUUUGGGAUGAAAAAUGUUGGACGAAAUCAAAGAUUAAAAUCCAUUAAUUGAAAUGCAAUGUUUGGAGUCGGAGAGGCGACUAAACGGUAAACGACGCGCUUCCAACAUGACUUGUAUAAUUUAGCCUUAUAACCCUAAUAUCUGCUUGCAUGUUCUCUUUGCUGUUUUGUUUACAUUUCUUGAGUCAUUGACAAAUUUAUCCACUCCUGAGAUUUUGCUAUAAAACGCCAUGUGAAGCUACAUUAGUCAAGCCAUUUUCUGGUGACCAUCUGGCCAAAAAGAAGCAAAAUAACCCAAAAAGUUGUUUACAAGUUGCCAAAUGACAGCUUUCUAAGGAAGCUUUCCAUUUGUAAGAACUGGUCGUCCAAUCCAGUCUAGCUGUAAGGAGAAUUCCACUAUUAAUAAGGACUAUCCAGUCAGAUCAGUCUGUUCUUGAAUAGUAUGUUCGGUAGUGGUGGGUUUAAGGGAAAAUUUCGAGAAAAGACUACUAUUUUACUUUCACAAUAACUGGUCACGGUGGCUGGCCAGUCGUGACUUUUAGUUUAAGACUUUUAGUAAGCGCCCUUAUUUUGGGCAUGCGCAUGAUGUCACAAGAAGCUGGUAAACUGGUGGUUGUGUGGUUGUCUCGUCACGCAGCGCUUCUCCCAAACAAAGGUGGAGCGUUCGUGACGAGACUAUAACGGCUGCGAAGAAGACUCCGAUGGUGGUAAGCAGCCCAGGGGCAGGGGGAACUCCGGAUUUCAAGUGACAGUGAUGAUCGAAGGAUUUUUUGGGGUUUGAAAUUUUCAAUUUUGUUAGGAAAAUUUCCGCAAGUGAUUUUUGGGUAGCUUGAUUUAAGAAGGGAUUUUUUUGGGUAUUCUAAACAGUCUGAAGAUUCGUGAUAAUUCCCGCGUAUCCCGGCCGCGUAGUUCCUCUGGAAAUUUUUAUGGCUCGGAAAUUCUUCAUGGGAUUUUUUGGGGGUCAAAUUUUGGUCCAGGAAUUUUUUUGGGGUUUGAUUUUUGCCCCCAUUUGAUUAUCCCUGUCACUUGAAAUCCGGAGUAACCGCCCCGGGGUGAGCAGUUGAGGUGUGAAUCAUUGUUACUAAAAACUUGUUGAAAAUGAGAACAUUUUUCAUUUAGUAAACAUUAUUUAUCAACUUUUUCAGGUCAUCUUAGAUUUUAUACAAUGCCCUCGCUUGGGAGUCAGAAGAGUAUUAAAUAAAAAUGUAAGUACAACUUGAUUCUAUUUACUUAACAGAUAAUAAACUUGCGUUGUGUUUGUUAAAAGGAUCUAUUCACAGAAAAAUGAAGAUUCCCUAGUACACUACUUUAGUAAAAAGUGGCAUGACCUGACCAUGCUACACAUUGUGGAAUGAAUGUUACACUAGACUUAAUCUAAGACUCAGUCAGCCACGCUAGAUAAUCUAGGACUGGAACCUCAUUAGCUAGCCUGCGAGCAAGCUCUCCUAUUUGGGCGAAUGAAACGAGUCUCGCGAGAACGCGCGAGCGAGCGGCUUUUUAGAGAGGCUCGCGUCGCUUGCCCAAAUAGGAGAGGUUGCUCGCAGGCUACUCAUUAGCUUUUUUAACGAUUUUUUUUGGUGAUCUUUUAUUUACAUGAAAGCUUGUCUAACGGUAGAAUUUUUUUUGUUCUUACUUAUUAGAAAGAUCUUGUGGAAAAAUAUGCGAUAAAGAAGUUUCCAUCCCUUGUUCUUGUGCACAGAAAAGGCACAUUUCGGCAUCUUUCACAGUACGUUUGUUUCUUUUAUUUUGUAGUAGUGUGUUUCAAAUGAUCCGAGUACGGCGACUGCGAUAACAAAAACGUCGCUUCAAAAGUGAAUUCGCGUUGUCUCAGUCUUCAUCGCUAUUAUUCUAAUUCACUUGCUUCAUUAAACGUAGGCGAAGUUCUCCUAGAGUUGAAUCAUAAGGUGAGAAAGAGAAUUCUGAAUUCUGAGUUCUCAUUGCUGUCCCCAUCGUCUGAUCUUAAGGUCCCUAUCUUGUCUACUAGCACUCACUAGGGAAAAGUUAAAAGUGAUUUUGUCUUGUUAAUGCUUUACAGUGAUGAAAAAACUCACUCCGGUUUUAAGACUGCACUGGAUGAGGUUUGUCAGGUAGUUAGGCCCUUCCCUGAACUGUCAGCUGUCAAGGAUGCUAUGGAUGUGUACAAAAAACGUCACGGCAAAGAGGAUCAGAGAAAGCAACAGGCUGGAAGCAGGUCAGUCAGUCUGUUAGUCAAGACAAGACAAGGCAGUAUUUCUGAUUUGGAGUCUUAUACCAGCUGUAGCCUCCGUAGUAAGCGCUUCCGUGCCGUUUCGGGGCAAAGUGAAAGAGCGAGGAACGGGAUUUUCGGUUGUGGCCGUGCGGAAAAUGGAACGAGAACCAAAAAAUGAAGAAGGGAGGGGGAGGGGAAAGAAAGAAACGAUUCUUUCCUUUCACUCCCCCCCCCCCCCCCCCCCCCCCCUUUAGGGGGGCCACCGGGGGAGGCGUCCGGGGGGUUUGUGUGGGAAGGGAAAAAGGGGGGGGAGGGGGUUUUCGGGGUGGCGGGGGGGGAAAAAGGACAGAAACCCAAAAAAAGAGAAAGGGGGGGGGGGGGGAAAAAAAGAACCAUUUUUUUCCUUUCCCCCCCCCCCCCCCCCCCGACCCCCUCUUUUACUCGACCCAUGUUUUGCGCGGCCUUUCUUUGCUCCGGAACCACACGGAAACGCUUGUUGCGCAGGCUAUACCAGCUGUUACAUCGACGUUUUCCAAAUAAUUCAAAAUUGCAAAAUGACUAUAGAUUUAAUUACACGGCGACAGCUUAUAUAGAGAUAAUUAAACAGGUAUACAGCGUUAUUUUUUCUAUUUUUUUUCUUUUUUAUGCCGAAGCAUUAAAAAACAUGCUUUGCUUUGAACUUUUGGAUUUUAGCCUUUGCGCAGAGUGAAUUUAUUAGAAACAUGAAUAUUUCAUUUGUUUACGUUCUGUUCACUCUUAUUGGUCAUGGCUUCUGUGGCGGGGUCCGGUGGGAGUGUGCACUCAAAAUACGUACACAUGAAUGUGCCCCUUCUCCCCAACUUGGUCACGAUCUUAGUAUUGUUAAUUUGUUGUGGUUCAUUAUCGCCUUUGUUUAAAAUUUAUCACACCUUACCAGCUUACUGUACAAACAAACAAAGAAAAGUACUGUAAUAUUUGAGCCAGGGAUGAAACCAACUAAACCAUAACAUUUCCAUAUUCGAGACUUUUCCUGGAACGAGGUGUAUUUAAAAAAAAUGUGGCACGAAAGCAUUGCAGUGUCAGUGGAUAAAUGAAUAUCUAUACUUUGCUGUCAGGCCCUUGCCAAACUAGCCAACCUCGGUUGCAGACCCAAUAAUUUUCAUAGUAACACGAUAAACGAAUUUGACAAACGUCAACUUUUUUUUUCUGGAACGACAUCUUAUUAAUUGAAGAUAAACACAUUCUGUAUUUGUAGGAUAUGUGAAUAUUUAGAUCCCCCCCCCCCCCCCCCCAUGUUUGUAUAAUCGAGCAUGCGCUCUGACUUUUCUGAGGAUUAGAAUAUAAAUGUGUGCACGAGUUAGCAAUGGUGUGUGUUAGUCGUUAAAUCCUGGUGAAAAUCGAAACAUCCUGGGUUAAGUCCGUAAAGACACCACAGUAUUUUUUCCAGGCUAAACAGGACCUUAAAACUUUGACCAUUUCUAGUGGGUAUCCCUUUCAAUGUAAAAUAUUUUUAAAACGGGGUCCAACGUUUAAGGCCCUGGUAGUACAAACUAACCCGUGUCCCCCCCCCCUCCCAUCACCACCACCACCACCCUCCCUUUCUAACUAACAUACAUCUUGUCUCUUACUGUAUCUAUCCUCACCAGCUCUGAGGUGUACAUGCAAGACUUGGAAAGUGGCCUGUCCUACAUGUUCAACGUUGAAGUUGGCAGCAAAUUAAUUUUCCAUAAAGUCGAGUUAACAGCUCUCCAGAGCUUCGUGGCCAUGCUUGGAAAGGUGAUUAUGACAGUUGUUAAGAUGUGAUACUUCACUCAACCUCUAUCACGGCCUCAAGUGUCACACUUGACGCCAUGAUAGAGGUUGAGUGAGUGUCUGUUGUUGGUUUAACCCACCUACCCCACGAUGAAGAGUACUGCCACACGUUCAUGGUAACCAAUGAAAAAGACUCCUGUUCAGCAUUUUAGAAUAACAAUAAGCGAUAGGACAGGGCUAGAGGCUUUACCUGACUGUAAGUAAAUGUCACGAGAACAACAGCCAUGUCUCCCGAUAGCCGUCUUAUGGUUGGCUCAACUGUCUAACAGUUAAAAAAAAACUCUCAGUUUUAUUUUUAAACGGAGAAGAGGAGUUGUUUUGGCCAUUACUUCGAAAGCCGUCACGGCGUUUUUACUGACCGGUUUAUGUUUAGAACGAUACUUGGCGCAAAUUUAUAACACCUUUUAGGCCCGAUAGAUAGUCAGCAACACUACAGACCUGAAAAUGGUAUUAUUGACCUUUGAUGACGUUUAAUUUUUCGUCAUUUCAUUUCUUAUACUUUGGAUGCGAGCGCUCAUAGACGGAGCGGAGCUUCCAUUUUCGCGGGGAAAAAUGCUCUAAAAUGUACCUGAAAUAAAGCGGUCCGUGAAAGCAACGUGACUUAGGCACAGUAUGGGAGUUGUUCGCUUCGGUUCAUGGGCUCCUGCAAUAGUGAUACAGGUGGAUGGGUAUGAAAACACAAGAUAACAACUUGCUGUCUCUCCAUCAUUUGGAAAAAGAGCCGUCGUGGGGGAAAGCUGGAUUAAAUCAUAAUUUUCUAACCUGUGUUACCAAUUGGUAUUUUUGCAGUGUUUUCCUGGUAGACCGAGUCUUCGCGGAGUAUUCAGCAAGUUGAGUGUGAAACUAAUACCUCAGCCACGAAAAACAAUGCUGAGAUCGGAGUACUUGUACCAUCUGAAGGACGCUCAGGUAUGGUAUGAGUUAUCUAGUUAAUAUAGGACUUCACGCGAAAAAAUUGUUUUCUUGCUCUGGCAACAUACCAUUGUUAAAAAAGUACGGAGCUAAAAUAAAAUGAUGUGAAAAUGAAAUUGAAUGACUGGUCGCGUGAUUUACGAUCUCACCUGGCCAAUAGCUAGACGGAACACUCGACUGAUGAAGACAUCUUUGAGAUAACGUUAAAACAUUUCUGUUAAAGUUAUUUUUCUUCUCUUAAUGCAUAAUUUGACAUUAUCCUUUGUGACUGAACUGUUUAGGAUGGAAUUUUCUUCAAGAGACUUUUUCCAUUUUCACAGAGAGUUAAUCGCCGUUCUAAAUAUUAGCAAGUUCCGCUGGUAAAUACGUUGCAUUUUUUCCUGCGCUUGAAACCAAUUUCGUGUAGCCCCUUUUCUUCUUUUGAUUUGCUCAUUUUCGUUUUUUCUACGGUACUGUUGAUUGUAAAUUUCUGAGAGAUGAGAAAGUAACUCAAAAGUUUAGGGUAUAUUAGUACAGCCAGAUAUUAACCCUAUAGGGCUUGAGAGUGACCAAAAUCAAUUUUCUCUUAAUGAUAUCCAUACAUGGACAAGAGGUUAGGUAAUGAGAAGUAAUAAAAUGAUCACCAAAGAGAAAAUGCCUUGUUUGUUUAUCAAAUUCUCUCAACACAUUCUUAAAGGAAAUGCAUGGAUAUCAGUUUGGAGAUAUCAGUUUUUCCGGGCAAAACUGUUUGUUUAACAUAUUUUCAUUUACACCUGCAAACAUGUUACUUUUGUUAUCUAGUUUAUUUUGUGAAAGGUUUGAACCCAGGAGUCAUUUCAAAAGUAGGUUGAGUUUGAUCGUCCCGGUGAACGUAGUCCUGAAUAGGACUGUUGUUGUUGACAGUGACUGACGUUUAGACAACCUGUGCGGUAGUCAUCUUCAGAGUCAAAGACUAGUUUAUUUUGUCACUUUAAACCGUAUAUAUUAGAUCAGGUUUUAGUUUUUAUCGUUGUGACUUGAUAAUGAUGUCAUGACGACAUCGAAACGUUGUGUUGAACUUUUUUCGCUUAUCUUUAUUCUUAAGUAUUAAACAAAUUCUAUGAAAUGAAACAUGAUAAAUUUGAAAUAGCGUGAAUUCGCUUUUCAAGUGAUGUUUCGCUGCCGUUGCCCGUCGUUGCUUGAGCUCCCUAUCAGAUGCUAGUGCAAACGUUUCAGCUUAAAACAUCGUUAACGCCAAGGUAUUCAUUUUUGUUUGUUUUUAGAUGCAUUUGAAGUCAAGUCAGUCAAGUGAUGGUUUUCAUUCUCCUCUACCCAGUAAGGCAAAGUGGGCGGCCUGUGCGGGAAGCCAGCCUAAAUAUCGUGGUUACCCGUGCAGUCUGUGGACUCUGUUUCAUACCUUGACUGUCAACUGCGGACGUAGCAGUGGUUUGACGGGACUAGAUGUCCUUUUACGAAUCCAAGAUUACAUCAAAUACUUCUUUAGCUGCGACUACUGCAGAAAGCAUUUCAUGGCUAUGUCUAAGAAUCUCAAAACAGAGGUGGAUUCACACAACAGCGCGAUUCUGUGGAUGUGGAGUAGACACAACAAGGUGAACAAACGUCUGGCUGGUGACAACAGCGAAGAUCCAAAACAUCCUAAGAUUCAGUUUCCGUCGAAAGAUCUCUGCGAAGAAUGUCGCCUCCCUGGUACCAGCACUGGCGACGAGAUUCACUGGAACGAAGGCGUGGUCCUGGAGUUCUUGAAGAACCACUACGGUCUGGACAACAUUAGGAUCAAGAAACCUCCUGCCCGCUCCUCUCCUGAACUGGAAGACACUGACAUUGUAAGCAAGGGUCACUUUAUCUCUCAUCUUAGCGCUAUCGGCCUGAGUUCGAUUGACGCCAGCAUGUGUCUAAUUCUUUAUUCCGCGAUAGCUCUCGCUGUCAUCGCCUUGUAUGUUUAUUUCAUCCGAAGGCGGCGGAGAGCAGUUAAGGUUCGCGUGCACGCUCCAUAG